Messenger RNA from Hyphopichia burtonii NRRL Y-1933, 4544 nucleotides. RefSeq names its product Snt1p (gene SNT1). Gene Ontology annotation, biological process: regulation of transcription by RNA polymerase II. Gene Ontology annotation, cellular component: Set3 complex. Bases 318 to 4394 code for a protein of 1358 amino acids. The transcript has a single exon. Lineage: Eukaryota; Fungi; Ascomycota; Pichiomycetes; Serinales; Debaryomycetaceae. The record is from RefSeq and is a predicted model, not a curated record.
GACAGAUAUUCUUAGUAUUCAAGCUUGGCUAACACCAUCAAUCCAUCUCCAAGCUACUGACUCAGUGAAACGCGCCUUGUUUGUACAUAUAUCGGUGUGGUUAGAAAUUGUCGAGUGUUUUCCUACAGUUUUUCAUAUUGAUAGUAUCAGAAGUUUUCAAAGCAAAAGAAGAAAUCUGAGUUUCAUUCGUUGUGUCUUGGUAAUUAAUAGUUCAGACGGCUCAAGCCAUUCAUCUUAAAGCCCAGGAUAUGUUAUUAUAAGUUUGUUUACCAAAAUUUUAGUUUCCAUACCCAUAAGAUUGAAUUAAUAAACUGAUAAUGUCCUCUUCUGGCUCAAGAGGUCCUCCUAUAAGUAGGUACUCCGAAAGGAAAGACUACGAAUACUCUGAUAAACCAAGACGGAAAAAUUUCUAUCCGUCGUCAUCAAGACGUGACUAUACAAAGCCAGACCCAAAUAACCCUCCAGUCAAAUCUAUAUCAAAAGCAAACGAUACUCCUUUAGGAAGCGGCUCUUCCAAUGAUUCUCACUAUUCCACUUCUCGCUCAAGGUACUCCUCAGGCCAUGUAGGUGCAGCUUCGGGUCCUGGAUCCUCAUCUCUUUCAGCCUCAGGUCCUGGCUCGGGUUCCGGCUCAAACACCUCUUAUAACUCUUAUGGAGGGUCUAAUGGUAAGUCCCAGUAUUCUUAUAGUGAUUCCUUUUCCAGAAAGAGUAAACCUUAUUCCUCCAAUUUAAACUCAAAUACUAAACCUUCUUCAAAUUCUUAUAAUCCAAAUAUACCGAGUGGUGGAUCUAAUUUUAAAUAUGAUUUUUAUUCUCCGUUUGAUUCCAAUGGUUCUUCAAACCCAAAUAGUCUUUCAGGCUCAGGUGGUCCAAGUAAAUGGAAAAGCUCAUAUGGAUCCUCAAGACCCCCCUUGUCAGCUGCCAAUCGUACCUCACUUUCUGGUUCGGUUGGUUCAAGGGCCUACUCGGCGAAAGACCGUGCUAGAGGUUCAUCACUACUAAAGAGUGUCAAUAAUAGUAAAAGAGGGGGUGGUGAUACUUAUUAUCCUUCGAGAAAUUCGUACUCAAGUCUACGUAAUAGCGGUCCAGCUACAGGUGCAAAUACAGCCGCGGGAAUGAAAUCUGUUGAUAGAUAUUCAAGUAAAAACAGAUUCAAUAAUAAUCGUAAUUUCCCAAUAGAUGAUCAUUCAUCCCAUCAAAGAAGCUCAUUUUAUCCAAGUCGUAAUAAUCUAAUCAAUUCUCCAUCUUCAAAACCAAGAAGGCUGUAUGAAUCAUACCAUUCCAAUCAAAAAUAUAAAAGCCCUCCGGAUUCUUCUUCGUCUUCAGCUUUUAGAUAUUCGACCAGAAACAAUUCUUUAACUGAUUUAAAGAAUUCAGAUGAUGAGUCAAAGGGCACGGCAGAUAUAAGUCGUGAUAGUGACAUUGAUAAUGAUGAUGACAAUGACCAUGAAAAUGAUCAUAGACGAGACCAUCAAAGCGAAAAUGAACAUGACCAUGAACGUGAACAUGACCAUGAACGUGAACAUGAACAUGAGCGUGAACAGGAACAUGAGCAUGAACAUGAGCAUGAACAUGAGCAUCUGAAUAUUCAUGACGAUGAUAACGAUGAUGAUAACGAUGAAGACAAUGACAUAGAAAACGAAGAUGAUGAUAUAAACGACGAUGAAGAAGACGAUGACGAGAGAAUACUAGACCCUCUUAAAGAAAGCCCAGAAGCUAAAAGACCUUCGAUCAACGAUCCGGUGGAACAAACUAGGUUCGAUGAAAAAAUUCUUGAAGAAGACGUGAAACCAUCUCCAAAUAUUCCAGUCGAAUCGAAAGUGGAAGAAAUGGAAAAUCAGCAAGUUGACGAACCUGAUUAUUGCAAAUUUCCAUUAGGCAAAAUUGAAACCCAAUUUAAUGAACUAAAGGAUGAAUUUGAACUGCUCAUUAAGAAUGAAGGAAGAGUUAAUAAUCACACAAAAUAUUCUUUGUUAAAACCUAUUGAAGAUUUAUACGAUUAUCCAUUCUUUUCCAAAAAUUUUAAUCACUUUUUCAAAAAUAAAGAUAAGAUUAUUGCAAGCUUCAUUACUUUUAAUAAGACACAACAAAGAAAAAAACUCACUUUAUGGAACACCUAUCAAAAAGAUUUGGACGAAUGGGAAAUAACUAGAGAGAAGAUCGAUCAACAACUCAAGAUUAUUCAUCCCCCAGACGACGACUCCAAGAAAGAAUUAGAAGCUAUAAAUAUCAGGCUCAAAAAUCAAGAUCAAAUCUCUGAAGCUCCAACUCCCGAUCAGGGUCAUGGUGCUGCUUCUGGUGGACGCAGGAGCCGUAGACAUGGUGAUUUAGUCACCACUGAGGCCGAAUUUGAAGAGAUUUUGAAAACUUUGGGAAAGCAAGACCAAGAAGAUCCGUUAGUAAAAGCUAACAGCGUUGCAGCUAGAAUUCCCGAUUUGAUAAUUGACCCAGUUCAAAGAGAUUUGUUCAAAUUUAUGGACUCUAACAAUAUAGUUAAAGAUCGCCCUAAAUGGAGUGAACGUGUGAAAACUGACUUUCAAAAUAAUUUCUCCGAAAGAGAGCAACAGCUAUUCGAAGAAGGCUUUUGUCGUUAUCCUAAAAGAUUUGGAGCAAUUUCGAGAUAUAUGGGUGGCUUAAGAACAAUUGAAGAAUGUGUUGUUCAUUACUAUAUAACCAAAAAGGAGGUUAAUUACAAGUAUUUGGUUGCUCAGUUCAAGAAAAAGUCUACAAAGAAGACAGGUCGUCGUGGUAAGACUUCUAGAUCUAAAAAUACAUCUACUAAUAAUACUCCAGUAUCGACACCUACUACCGAAGCAAAUAAGCAACUUGAAAAAGAUACAAUUAAGCCAGUGGUCUAUGAUGAACAUGUUGAUCAAGCAAUAAACACACCCGAUGGUAACGUCAAAGUAAAUGAGGAAUCGACUGCUCUCAAACCUCCUGCUAAUAUCAAGGGAGAGCUCGAUCUUGAUAAUGAAGCUGUUUAUUCUCAAACAGGCAGAAGAAAGCGGAGUGCAGCACCAUCCUUCGAUGAACAAGCUAAGAAAGAAAAAGCUAGAGAAAAGCAGAAGGAAGCUUCAAAUGCUCCGGAUGCCCAAGCCUCUAAACGUAAAAGAAGAAAGAAGGAGGAAAUAAUCACUGAAAAACAAGAACAGGAGUACAAUCAAGAUAAUAACACUUCAGUUGAACAAAACAUCAUUCCUCAAAAUAAUCAAAAUCCACAAACAAUUUUCCAAGCAGUUCCAGAUCAACUUCCCGAUACCACAAUCAAUGUUCAACAUGAAGAUGAUAAUGGUAAACGAAAGACAAUAUCUAGUUAUUGGAGUAUUACCGAAGCUAAUCAAUUUCCAUCAUUAUUGAUGGAAUUCGGCACCAAAUGGACCAACAUUGCCGAUAAGCUUGCCAGUAAAACUGCUACAAUGGUGAGAAACUACUAUCAAAGAAAUGCUGAAAAAAAUGGGUGGACCUCAAUUGCCGAACAAGCGGAUGUUAGAUUGGCUGCUAAGUAUUAUGCAGUAGUCAAUAAUCCAUCGGGUCAAAUUGCACCAAAGAUGGAAGAAUCUGCACCUCUCGUGGGGUCUCAAAUGAUGAAAUCAUCGAAUUCAAGUCAAAAUUCAAUAAUCAAUUCCCAAUCCCAAUCUCAAUCUCAAAACGGUACUCCACCAAUUAGAAAGUCUUCUAUCUACAAUUCGCAAAUGGAUGCUACUAAGGAUUCAGUAACUGGGGCUUACCCAUAUCCAGCAACUAUUCCUCAACAACACCAACAAUUGUACCAUAGAGUCGAUUCCGUUCCCUAUGCGUCUAUGGGUACUUUCCAACAUUCAUCGAUUCCGUUACCUGGUAGAAGUAUGUUCAACCAAGGAAGUUCAGGUGUUGCAUUCCAUCCUCAACCAAAUGGAAAUGCUCCCUUAGGUCCUCCGUUUCCCAAGUCUGCUUCAAUGGCACCAUCCAUAAGUUCUUUAUUGGUAGACCAACCUGGUACCAUGCAACAUUCAACUCACCCUAUAAAUCCGCAACCAAUCACAAUUCCAGCACCAGUUCAAAAACAAGGAACUCAAUUGCCAAUGCUACACCCUAUCCCAAAUCCAAGUACCCAAGAACUGCGCAGGUUACCACCUCUCACCGGAAUCCAGGACACCAAUAGUGGGAAUUUAGGACACAAAUCUUCAAUCAUGAGCUUGCUCAACUCUGAUUCCAGUCCCGCAAAACCUCCCACUGAAUCAAAACCAGAAUCAUCAAAACCUGCUAAGGCAAGCUUAAAUUCUUUAUUGAAUGCUCCAACUUCUCCGGCCUCCCCCAAGCUACCUCCUGUGGCCAAAACCGUUCGGUCCAAUCCCAUAAGUGCGUUGCUUUCAUCAAACGACCAGCCCACAACUGAAAGCACCGACAGACCUUGAUACUGUCUUCCCACUUAUUACUUCUCUACCCGUAUCACCUGUUUAUAUCCUUUGAUUCUUCAAUUUGUAUUAUAAUACCAUAAUUCCUUAUAAAACCUGUACACCAGGUAUUACAUAAUCAAUUUUGGGAUUUCUGAGAAAAGUCGUGCG